Messenger RNA from Callithrix jacchus (white-tufted-ear marmoset), 4092 nucleotides. RefSeq names its product metabotropic glutamate receptor 2-like. Gene Ontology annotation, molecular function: G protein-coupled receptor activity. The record is from RefSeq and is a predicted model, not a curated record. NCBI's taxonomy places the organism in Eukaryota, Metazoa, Chordata, Mammalia, Primates, Cebidae. Gene Ontology annotation, biological process: G protein-coupled receptor signaling pathway. Gene Ontology annotation, cellular component: membrane.
AGGGGACUAGGCCCCAUCUCUUGCCCAGCUGAGACCAGGGCUGAGAGAUAGGCCCAGGGGAGUCCCAGGAGCUUCUCAGCCUAGUUCAUGAAACCACCCUGUCCCUGGCUCCUGAGUACCUAGGAAAGGCAAUUGGGGGGAGGUGGAGUCAGAAGGGGCAGCUGCUCUCAGGUUCCACUUUUCCUGGUCUGUUUGUCUAUGUUUCUAUCUCUGCAGGAGCUGGGUCCUUCUCAUCUCUCUUCUUGUCUGUCCUUUACUGGUCCCUGUUUCCUCCGCUCUUUGCCUUUGCUGCCUCUAAUCUUAUCCCCCCUGAGAUCCAGGUCUGCUGGACCCAUCCAUCUCCUCUGGGGCCAUGGGAUCGCUGCUUGGGCUCCUGGCACUGCUGCGGCUGUGGGGUGCUGUGGCUGAGGGCCCAGCCAAGAAGGUGCUGACCAUGGAGGGAGACUUGGUGCUGGGUGGGCUGUUCCCAGUGCACCAGAAGGGUGGCCCGGCUGAGGACUGCGGUCCUGUCAAUGAGCACCGUGGCAUCCAGCGCCUGGAGGCCAUGCUUUUUGCACUGGACCACGUCAACCGUGACCCGCACCUGCUGCCUGGCGUGCGCCUGGGUGCGCAUAUCCUCGACAGUUGCUCCAAGGACACACAUGCCCUGGAGCAGGCACUGGACUUUGUGCGUGCCUCACUUAGCUGUGGUGUCGAUGGCUCACGCCACAUCUGCCCCAAUGGCUCUUACGCCACCCAUGGUGAUGCUCCUACUGCCAUCACUGGUGUGAUUGGCGGCUCCUACAGUGAUGUCUCCAUCCAGGUGGCCAACCUCUUGUGGCUAUUUCAGAUCCUGCAGAUCAGCUACGCCUCCACCAGUGCCAGGCUGAGUGACAAGUCACGCUAUGACUACUUUGCCCGCACAGUGCCCCCUGACUUCUUCCAAGCCAAGGCCAUGGCUGAGAUUCUCCGCUUCUUCAACUGGACCUAUGUGUCCACUGUGGCAUCUGAGGGUGACUAUGGCGAGACAGGCAUUGAGGCCUUUGAGCUAGAGGCUCGUGCCCGCAACAUCUGCGUGGCCACCUUGGAGAAAGUGGGCCAUGCCAUGAGCAGUGUAGCCUUUGAGGGCGUGGUGCGAGCCCUGUUGCAGAAGCCCAGUGCCCGCGUGGCUGUCCUGUUCACCUGUUCUGAGGAUGCCCGGGAGCUGCUUGCUGCCAGCCAGCGCCUCAAUGCCAGCUUCACCUGGGUGGCCAGUGAUGGCUGGGGGGCCCUGGAGAGCGUGGUGGCCGGCAGUGAGAGGGCUGAUGAGGGUGCCAUCACCAUCGAGCUGGCCUCCUACCCCAUCAGUGACUUUGCCUCCUACUUCCAGAGCCUGGACCCUUGGAACAACAGCCGGAACCCCUGGUUCUGUGAAUUCUGGGAGCAGAGGUUCCGCUGCAGCUUCCGGCAGCCAGACUGUGCAGCCCACUCUCUACGGGCAGUGCCCUUUGAGCAGGAGUCCAAGAUCAUGUUUGUGGUCAAUGCAGUGUACGCCAUGGCCCAUGCGCUGCACAACAUGCACCGUGCCCUCUGCCCCAACACCACCUGGCUCUGUGAUGCCAUGCGGCCAGUCAAUGGGCGCCGCCUCUACAAGGACUUUGUGCUCAACGUCAAGUUUUAUGCCCCCUUUCAUCCAGCUGACACCCACAACGAGGUUCGCUUUGACGGCUUUGGUGAUGGUAUUGGCCGCUACAACAUCUUCACCUAUCUGCGUGCAGGCGGUGGGCGCUAUCGCUACCAGAAGGUGGGCUACUGGGCAGAAGGCUUGACUCUGGACACCAGCCUCAUCCCAUGGGCCUCACCCUCAGCCGGCCCCCUGCCUGCCUCUCGCUGCAGUGAGCCCUGUCUCCAGAAUGAGGUGAAGAGUGUGCAGCUGGGCGAGGUCUGCUGCUGUCUCUGCAUCCCGUGCCAGCCCUAUGAGUACCGAUUAGAUGAGGUCACCUGUGCCAGUUGUGGCCUGGGCUACUGGCCCAAUGCCAGCCUGACUGGCUGCUGCGAACUGCCCCAGGAGUACAUCCGCUGGGGCGAUGCCUGGGCCGUGGGUCCUGUCACCAUCGCCUGCCUGGGUGCCCUGGCCACCCUCUUAGUGCUGGGUGUCUUCGUGCGGCACAAUGCCACCCCAGUGGUCAAGGCCUCAGGUCGGGAGCUCUGCCACAUCCUGCUGGGUGGUGUUUUCCUCUGCUACCGCAUGACCUUCAUCUUCAUUGCCAAGCCAUCCACGGCAGUGUGUACCUUACGGCCUCUCGGUUUGGGCACUGCCUUCUCCGUCUGCUACUCAGCCCUGCUCACCAAGACCAACCGCAUUGCACGCAUCUUUGGUGGGGCCCGGGAGGGUGCCCCGCGGCCACGCUUCAUCAGUCCUGCCUCACAGGUGGCCAUCUGCCUGGCGCUUAUCUCGGGCCAGCUGCUCAUUGUGGUCGCCUGGCUGGUGGUGGAGGCGCCGGGCACAGGCAAGGAGACCGCUCCCGAACAGCGGGAGGUGGUGACGCUGCGCUGCAACCACCGCGAUGCAAGUAUGCUGGGCUCACUGGCCUACACCGUGCUUCUCAUCGCGCUCUGCACGCUUUAUGCCUUCAAGACCCGCAAGUGCCCCGAAAACUUCAAUGAGGCCAAGUUCAUUGGCUUCACCAUGUACACCACCUGCAUCAUCUGGCUGGAAUUCCUGCCCAUCUUCUACGUCACCUCCAGUGACUACCGGGUGAGCUACCUGCCAUAGAGGUGGAGGGAGGUGGGACACCAGACCCUCUGUUUCCUGGUAUCUUAUUUAAUCUACUGGUAGCUCUGGGGCUCCAAGAGGUUAAAUGGCCACUCAGGGGACAGCAGCUUGUGUGGAUCUCAAGGGGAAGGUGGGAGGGCUGAAUAGGGCCUAGGGAAAUGCCCAGGGAGAUGGGGAACUCGAAUUACGGAGAGCUGAGAUUUCAGGAUGUGCAUGUCAUCCUCUAGCCUGGGAGGAGAUGGGGGGCAGAAAUAUGUUCAGAUGAACGGGGUUCUGCCCUGCUCCACUGAGGGGUUCUUCAAGCAGACAAAUAGUAUUAUAAUGAUUACAAGACUGAUCAUCAGUUAUGCUUUUGCAAAAAACAGCUACAAAGGACUAACUCAGUGGACCAACCUUUGUUUCUUCAUUAUCUCUACCUGGAUUCUGGCCUUUUAUUUUCUCUUUCUACUAAUUCUAAUUCUGCUUCUGCUUCUCAUUUCUUCCCCAGUUAGAACUUUAUUUACCUAAACUACCUGUUGUCCCCUUCUCAGAGCCACUAAGCAGCAGUUUGAGGUUGACAAUUGAAGAAUUAGGAUUAGAAAAAAGAAACACGAAUGACCUUUUUGUGUUUCAUUAUCAGGGGUUUGUAAUGCAGGUAAAAAGACCUUUUUCAGAGUUAAGAUUUUGAUACAAAAAAUAAGCUAUUUUAAUAUUUAUAACUUUGACUAGUAGAAUUUUUGUAUAAAAACAUUUGUUUGGAUGUCUUUGUUAGCGUUGAGUGGACACUGGAAAAGCCUCUUCUAACAGGUUCUAUGUCUUUCUGGAUACGCUUUUCAGUAUUCUGAUUCCACUAGACAGUGACAAGAGGGAAGCAUUGGUGGUUCAGUGGUAGAAUUCUCGCCUCCCACGCGGGAGACCCGGGUUCAAUUCCCGGCCAAUGCAGUUGGGCUUUUGAGCUUCACUUCCCUUAUGGCUGCUUUAACCCUUCUGCCCAGCAAAAUUAUACCGCAUACUCUAAUAGUGCAUUUAGAGGCUUCAUCACCGAAAGGUAAACUGACCAAGGUCGUGCCAAAAGACAUUCCGGGGACUAACCUGGGACCCCUGCAGUCGUUGGACUCCACAAACCAUUUAGCAAAGUGGCAAAUACGAAGUAUUUCUGGCGAGUCACUGCAGUUUUGAUAUUGGUACCUGUUACCUUCAUCUAUUUUCUGGGUGGAUCCCUGCAAACCCAAGAAACCAUCAGGUUCCUGAUUCGCGUGCUGGACCUUGGGCUUCCCGCUGAGCCACAAUGCUGAGGAUCAAGAAAUGAUGCUCGGGGAAGGAGAGAAGCUGUGGGCGGGGCAGUCACCUCAGAGGUCCAAGAAGCUCAGCGGCCCAAA